UUUGCCGACGAAUGUCAUCGCAGAGGUUAAGUUUAUUACGAUGGUUUCCAACAAAAAGAUUGAUAAUAAAGAUGACGAAUUCGAGGACGAUUCUAUAUUGUACGAAUUAUUGGAAUAUUUUGUGAGAAAGCAAGAUCCUGAAUUGAUAAGGUGCAAAAACGAUGCAGCUAUUCUUUCAACUUCAGGGACGAUCAAAAAUGCUUUACGAUAUUUAAACAACAGAUAUUCUUUACCAGAAAGUAUAUCGCAACAAUUGAGUCUCACAUUACCAUGGAAAUUUGCAGUCGGUGAUAACGGAAGAUUGUUAGCUAUUCUUCAGGAAAAUGUUAUCGAAAUUAGAAAAUCCAAAGAUGAGUACUCCUCUGUUGUGGGAAAAGCAUCUGUACCUAAAGAUGCUUUUCCACAAUGGCGGAAAAUUGUGUGGAGUCCAGACGCGUCGAUGCUUGUGUUGGCCUCAAGCAACGGUUAUCUUUCCUUCUACAGUUCUUUGGGAAACAACAUAUUUAAUAUCAGUCCUAAAACGAUGUCCCAAAGCCCAGACAUUUUGGAAGCUGGCGACGCAAUUGCUUCAAUGAUAUUCAGUGAACCUAAAAAGACACACGACGAAUGGACCCAUGAGUUUAUUCUUGUUACAUACAGCGGACUCCUUAAAUCUUAUCACAUCAAUGGCACACACAGCUACAUUCAGAAUUAUGAAUUUUCCUAUGGGAACUUUUACAGGAACGGUGUCAAUGCCUUUGCUUACGAUCAGAAGCACAACUUGUAUUUCGUGGCUGGAAAUUGUAUUACACAGCAUUUAAAUGCUCCUGCAUCUGAUAACGGUUUGACUUGCUGGCGACCUUUAAACGAUUAUCCUCACUUCAAACUUUCUUUCACAUUCGAGGAAAAUUCUGGGCAUCCGUCGGCGUUUUCUCUCUGGAAUUUUAUACCGAAAUUUCGAGCACCACCAGAACCUGUGAUUUUCCGUAUAUCGAUAUCACCGUGUUCCAAUAACCUCGUUUGUUUGCACACUGACGGGGCGAUCUCACUGUGGAGCGUGCCUAGUUUGAGAUUGCAAAAAAAAUGGCAAUUGAUCGAUCAGAUGGAUCAUAACGCUCGAAAUCCUUCAGGAAUUCCAAAAUUCAAGAAAUUUCCUCCUGGACUCUCGGAAUUUCAUCCCAUGGACAUCGGAUGGUGGUCGGAAAAUGCGAUUAUCGUCGCCAGAUAUUCUGGCUCAAUCUCAGUAUGCUCGAUCAAAGACUUGAGAAAUUUACUUGGUGCAAGUCCCGAAUUUUUGUCCGGACAACCACAAAUUUCAGAACUGUCGCCUGGCUACGGAUUCCUUUGCUUGGAUUGCGAAACCUUUAUUACUAUCAAAAGACGGAAAAGAGAACCUAACAGUGAAGGACACAUUUCUGAAGCAUCUUCGGAGAGUGAAAAAGAUGAUGAUGACGUGGAGCCUUUGACAAUAGUAAAUUACACGGCGAAUCUCGUGCAAAGUGCUCUGUACUCGAUUACCGACAUUGAAAAAUUUCAGCCAAAAAGAAAAAAAUCAAAAAUUUUACAAAGAACUUAUCGAAUAUUGGGAUUGAAAAGUACGACACCAGAGGAAUUGUAUUCAAGGAAAAUUGAUAUCGAAGAAUACGAAGAAGCUCUCGCACUCGCAAACACUUACAAUUUGGACACUGAUCUCGUUUAUCAAACUCGAUGGCGGAAGUCACAGUUUUCGUUAAGCGACAUACAAGAACAUUUGAGCAAAGUAAGCAAAAGAUCAUGGGUUCUAAACGAAUGCGUAACUCGAGUGCCAGAGACACUGGAAGCUGCUCGAGAGUUACUAAAUUUCGGUCUCAAGGGAGCGAAUCUUGAGACGUUGUUGGCAAUCGGUGAUAAGGACGAGGGAAAAUUUGUUGCUGACGAAGUGCAAGACGAUUGGGAGAGCCUGAAUCAAGUCGAUCUAAAUUUACGUCAAGUUCAAAGAAUCAAUGAAAUAAUCGAUGGCAUCGACCUCAAAAACUUGUCGAACGCGCAAAAAGAUUUGAUUAAAUAUCGAAGAAAACUUUUAGACCAUUUGGAUAAAUUACAAACUUACGAAAUUAUUCUGGAGGAUCCACAAAGAUACAAAAAAAUAUUUUAUGAAGACUUUCGACAAUUGACCGCGAUAGAAAAUGCGGUUAGAUUUGCUAAAGACGGAAAUUGUCAGGGAGUUGGAAUAAUGUUCACGUACCAUGGGCAUCAACUCAUGCCUCAUUGGCUCGCAAUAAUAAACUGGUUUCCUGAAACCUUGAGUCCAUCGAAAUAUGAAAAACUGUUACCUGAGUGUGACUCAGACGAGCAACUAUUUCUUCUUUUUCAACGAGAACUCAGACCUAAAGAUUGGUCUGAAAAGAAGGAGUUUAAGGACAUUGUUGAAUUGGAAAACUACGAUGGAUCACAAGUUCUAUAUGAAGCUGAUCCGUCAUUGUCAGCUUAUCGAAAUACUGAACUUACACAAGAACUUUUACGAAAAUGGUACCAAACCCGAGCCUAUCAGAUCGAGAGAGACAGCUGUAUAGUGGACAAUGCCUUGGAGUUGAUAAGAAUUGGUAAAUCGCACAACAUAAGUGGACUCGAGCCAUUAUUGAUAGAGCUGGAGACUCUGGACGAUCUCGUUUACAAAAUCCAUCUUGAGGACAAGUCGUUGGCGCAAUUGGAAAAAUUGAGCGAUUUGGAAAAGGUUGAAUUGCUCAUGAGUACUUCGAACGAGAGGAAUUUCGUUAAUAAUAUUCGAAAUUAUAUUUUGCCUUUUGCCCAAAGAAAAGUGAAGUAUUUGGGUGGAGAUCUCGAUAAAAGUCUAUUGAGCGAUUAUUUGAUUGCGUUGAGUGAAAAGGAUUUGACAUUGCCAUCGAAAUUCUUUGAAUCGUUGAACCAAUUUCACGACACAGAAAUUUUGAGUAUGAUCGACGACGUCGUUUGCCUGGCACUCGAGUGUAUUUAUUCCUGCAUGGAUACGGGAAUGUACGAAAAAGCCAAGGAGAUAUUUGACAAUAUACCAAAGCCACAAUCGAGCAUAAGUUAUCAUGGGCCGCCGACAAAUGUCGAGGAUCUCGAAAAGGAACUCGAGAGCUUAAAAAUUCUUAAUAAAUACCAAGUCCAAACGACUCUUCGUUUCAUACGUGACAACAAAUCGAAACCUGAAGAAGUGAAAAUUAUUCUCGAGGAAAUGGCCAAGAGUUUGAACCGAAUAACACCGCCACCGGACGAAAAAACAUGGGCAGAGUUACUGAACGACAUGUUAGAAAUUCACGAAAUGAUAUUCGGUUGCAUCGACAUAGAAGUUUGCUUUGAGAUUUGUGUCGCGGUACGUUUGGCCUCACGGAUUAAAGCGAAUAUACAAAAUUGUGCCAAUCUCAUCGAAACGAAAAAAAACGAUCAGUCGCUCUUGAAAGUUGCGUAUCGAAGAGCCGUGGACUUGAUUUUAGAAGCCAGCAAAGAAUAUUUCAACAGCUCGAAGAGUCUCGUUGAUUCGAACAUGGAAUUAGCCAAAGCCUGUCUUCAUCUCAUCACCGAUGACAACCCAAUGAUAAGGGAAGAAUUUGAGCUAAUUAAUUCCCUACAAAUUCUCAACGAGUUCAACAUAAAAAUUCUACCACUUCAAGUAAGAUCGUCCCAAGACAGAUUGAAAUUGAUCGAGAAUUGUUUAGAAAAUCGUGAGGAUGCUUACAAGAGACAACAGAGGCUGUUGACUUUAGCAAAUUAUUUACGAAUCGAAGGAAAUAACAAAAGGAUGCGCGAGGGUAAAGUGCUGCAGCUAAUUGCCGAAAAAUCUUACCAGCUCGGAGACUUUGCUGUUUGCGCAACAACGUGUCAGCAGUUGAUAGACGCGAAUUAUCAUCCCGCUUGGAGAAUAAUACAAAAAUUAGGAUUUUGCGACGACUUCCAAGACCUCGAAUUCCGACAGAAAACUUUGAAAUUCUCAAUGUGUUACGGUCCGAGCGACGUGCUGGAAAAAACUCUCGGACAAAUGCAUCUCUUGGAAGUACAAAUAUUGAACAAAAGUCUUGAACGUUGGAUGAUGGAGCACGAGAUCGAUGAUUAUGAAGACGUGGGUGAAGACAGCGACGAUGAAUUUACAGACGCAAUGACAACGCCACAAAUCGAAGUCAAAGAUUUCGUGCCCAAAAUAAUCGGGACCUCGUCGGACAUCGUCAAAUCUUCAGCUCAAAUGGUGAAACAAUCGACGCUCGGUAUUUUGAAAAACGUGGGAAAUAAGAAUUUCUGGAAAACAGCGUUGAACAUGAACGCGAACGUUGAUUCCGAUGGUUCGAUAGAUUUCGACGAAGAUAAAAGACACAACGAUUCGCUCGCUGAUGCCCCCAGUUUCCCGUGUUUCUACGCCUCUUUACACGACAAAUUUCGUCUCAGUAACACCGAACCAAAGUAUACGAAGUACUCGAUGCCGGAAAUUCACAACAGCAAACUCAAACUUUGUCAAACUCUGCUGAGGGUUGCUACGUUGAGUGAAACUGCUAGCUACGGAUUCGAAGUCAGCGAUAUUAGCCAUCUUUUUCUUCAAUCUGCGAAGCACGUGAUGCCGGAAGAUUGUCUCCUGGGUUUGUCUUACAUGUUGAGUCUACGUGACAGUAAUGUGAACAACGUGGAAGAAGUUUUUCGAGAUUUGCCGAGAACUAAAUUGUACAAUCAAAUAGCAGCUUAUUAUUACGCCCUCGAAUAUUAUCGAAAAACGAAUGGAAGCACCAGCAGGGUAUUGAGCUGCGAUCCAAUCGAAUUGAUAAGAGUCAUGGUUGAAAAAGCGAGUGAAUCAGAGGAGAGUGAAAUCCAGAAAUGCCUUUUGAGCUGGGGAAGAUACUUAACGAGCCUGGAGAGCAGCGAGGAGUUGGAAGACGGUGAAGAAGCUGACGUGAGCUCAGGCUCGUCCGUCGAAAAUUCAGAUGGAGACAACGCCCAAAAUGAGGAAAGUUACGUCGACAGUUGUACGAAAAGCGAAGUGACUGUCGUGCCAGGGAAAUUGUACGAAAAUGAAAGCUUUAAAGUCGAACCCGUGACACAGGCUGAAAUUGAGGCUGGUUGGGACGACGAGUGGGAUGAUUUUUCCGAUCGCGACGAAGAACCAAUUGUAAUUGAAGAAAUAAAUCCCAUAGUCUCCGAUGAAACUGACAAAAAUGCGAACAAGGAUGACGACUGUAUUCUUGGUGUCGAUUCCCCCGAAGAAGAACGCUUCAAAAUUUUCGAAGAACUUUCCAAAGAUAUCAAAACCAGAGAACAGUACUCGAGAACGAAAAAAACCCUCUUACACUGGCCACCAUUUACCAAACCGGAAUUCGUCGCCGUUGAAAAAAAUCCUAUUCUCCGAAUGAUCGCCAUCGCGAGGACUCUCAGCAAUCUGGAAAAUAAUCCCCAUUCCGAUGCUUCUCUCGUUGAAGAGUAUCAAGAAUUUUUUAAGCUACAAACCAUUCCUCAGGAAUUGAUCCUCGAACUUUUACGCAACGACGAUAACGCUCGGAGUCUGCAGGAAAACAUUUAUCUAAGACUGUACACGAAUGAAUCUUCGCUCCACAAGGAAGCUGUCACUCUCAUCAAUACGCACAAGAUUGUCGAAUUGGCAUUGCCGAUCCUGGAGGAAAUUUUCUUCAAGGACUUGACCUCGUUGUUCCCACCUCACAGUCCAAUAUACGAUAAAGUACUAGAGCAAAUAUUUCUGAAUCACGAUAUCCAGGAAGUUGAAACGAACAUUCGACUGCUCAUCGAAAAAUUGAUUCACCAAAAGCAUUUGCCAUAUGCCGUUGCACUUUUGAAUCAAUUGGAAAGAAUUCCACCAGCUCUUGCAACAUUCUCGAAUUGCUUGGAGCUACUUUUAAAAAAAUCAUAAAAAUCCACUAUCGACGCUAUAUUCAAUUGUACCAUAUGAAAUAUUGAUAGUUAUUCGCAAAAAUUUGUACAGAAAUAUACUACAAAAUGUAAAAAAAAAAUUAUUUCUACUAUCGUGACACGGUCACGGCCACUCGUAUGUUUGUAAAGUGCAAUAAACAAGAAAAAAUGAU
Molecule: messenger RNA, 6017 nt
Organism: Venturia canescens
Lineage: Eukaryota; Metazoa; Arthropoda; Insecta; Hymenoptera; Ichneumonidae
Product: neuroblastoma-amplified sequence-like
Exons: 17
Coding region: 41-5845 (1934 amino acids)
Biological process (GO): retrograde vesicle-mediated transport, Golgi to endoplasmic reticulum
Cellular component (GO): Dsl1/NZR complex
Molecular function (GO): SNARE binding
Source: RefSeq, a predicted model, not a curated record